GGCCGGGUGACCGGGCUCCAGGCGGCCGACCGGCGGCGGCGGCAGCACCACCACCACCACAGCCGGCAGCGGCAGCACCACCUCCACCACCACCACCAUGUCGCGCUCCGUGCUGCAGCCCAGUCAGCAGAAGCUGGCGGAGAAGCUCACCAUCCUCAACGACCGGGGCGUCGGCAUGCUCACCCGCCUCUACAACAUCAAGAAGGCAUGUGGAGAUCCCAAGGCCAAACCGUCUUACCUUAUUGACAAAAACCUGGAAUCUGCUGUGAAAUUCAUAGUCAGAAAAUUCCCUGCUGUAGAAACCCGCAACAACAAUCAACAGCUUGCACAACUACAGAAAGAAAAGUCAGAGAUUCUGAAAAAUCUGGCAUUAUAUUACUUCACAUUUGUAGAUGUUAUGGAAUUUAAGGACCAUGUUUGUGAAUUGCUGAAUACUAUUGAUGUUUGCCAAGUAUUCUUUGAUAUUACUGUAAACUUCGAUUUAACAAAGAACUACUUAGAUUUGAUUAUAACCUAUACAACACUAAUGAUACUACUGUCUCGAAUUGAAGAAAGGAAGGCAAUCAUUGGAUUAUACAACUAUGCUCAUGAAAUGACCCAUGGAGCAAGUGACCGAGAAUAUCCACGACUUGGUCAGAUGAUUGUGGAUUAUGAAAACCCUUUAAAAAAGAUGAUGGAGGAAUUUGUACCCCAUAGCAAGUCUCUUUCAGAUGCGCUAAUCUCUCUUCAAAUGGUGUAUCCUCGAAGGAAUCUUUCAGCUGAUCAGUGGAGAAAUGCACAAUUAUUGAGUCUCAUCAGUGCACCCAGUACAAUGCUUAAUCCUGCACAAUCUGACACUAUGCCUUGUGAAUAUCUUUCUUUGGAUGCAAUGGAAAAAUGGAUUAUAUUUGGCUUUAUUUUGUGCCAUGGAAUCCUAAAUACUGAUGCUACAGCACUGAACCUUUGGAAGCUAGCUCUUCAAAGCAGCUCUUGCCUGUCUCUCUUUCGAGAUGAAGUUUUCCAUAUUCACAAAGCUGCAGAAGAUUUAUUUGUAAACAUACGAGGCUAUAAUAAACGUAUAAAUGACAUAAGAGAAUGCAAGGAGGCAGCUGUGUCACAUGCUGGUUCAAUGCACAGAGAAAGACGCAAGUUUUUAAGGUCUGCACUGAAAGAACUGGCUACUGUUCUCUCGGAUCAGCCUGGCUUGCUAGGGCCCAAGGCACUUUUUGUUUUUAUGGCAUUGUCUUUUGCCCGUGAUGAAAUUAUCUGGCUCCUUCGUCAUGCAGAUAACAUGCCAAAGAAGAGUGCAGAUGACUUUAUUGAUAAGCACAUUGCUGAAUUAAUAUUUUAUAUGGAAGAACUUAGAGCACAUGUAAGGAAAUACGGACCUGUAAUGCAGAGGUAUUAUGUCCAGUACCUUUCUGGCUUUGAUGCUGUUGUCCUCAAUGAGCUUGUGCAGAAUCUUUCUGUUUGCCCUGAAGAUGAAUCAAUCAUCAUGUCCUCUUUUGUUAACACUAUGACUUCCCUAAGUGUAAAACAAGUAGAAGAUGGGGAAGUAUUUGAUUUCAGAGGAAUGAGAUUAGAUUGGUUUAGGUUACAGGCAUAUACUAGUGUCUCCAAGGCUUCACUUAGCCUUGCAGAUCACAGAGAACUUGGGAAGAUGAUGAAUACAAUAAUUUUCCAUACAAAAAUGGUAGAUUCUUUGGUGGAAAUGUUGGUUGAAACAUCAGAUCUCUCCAUAUUUUGUUUUUAUAGUCGUGCUUUUGAGAAGAUGUUUCAACAGUGUUUGGAGUUACCUUCUCAGUCAAGAUACUCAAUUGCAUUUCCACUACUUUGCACUCAUUUUAUGAGUUGCACACAUGAACUAUGUCCAGAAGAGCGGCAUCAUAUUGGAGAUCGCAGUCUUUCCUUAUGUAAUAUGUUCCUGGAUGAAAUGGCCAAACAAGCUCGAAAUCUCAUCACUGAUAUUUGUACAGAACAGUGUACUCUUAGUGACCAGUUGCUGCCUAAGCAUUGUGCCAAAACCAUCAGUCAAGCAGUGAAUAAGAAGUCAAAAAAACAGACUGGUAAGAAAGGGGAACCUGAAAGGGAAAAGCCAGGCGUUGAGAGCAUGAGGAAAAACAGGCUGGUAGUGACCAACCUUGAUAAAUUGCACACUGCACUUUCUGAGUUAUGUUUUUCCAUAAAUUAUGUACCAAACAUGGUGGUAUGGGAACAUACCUUUACCCCACGAGAAUAUUUGACUUCUCAUCUGGAAAUCCGCUUUACUAAGUCAAUUGUUGGUAUGACUAUGUAUAAUCAAGCUACACAGGAAAUUGCAAAACCAUCAGAGCUUCUAACAAGUGUAAGAGCAUAUAUGACCGUACUCCAAUCAAUAGAAAACUAUGUGCAGAUUGAUAUUACAAGAGUAUUUAAUAAUGUUCUUCUUCAACAAACACAACAUUUAGACAGUCAUGGAGAGCCAACAAUUACAAGUCUAUACACAAAUUGGUAUUUGGAAACUUUGUUAAGACAAGUCAGCAAUGGUCAUAUAGCUUAUUUCCCUGCCAUGAAAGCAUUUGUGAACUUACCUACAGAAAAUGAAUUAACGUUCAAUGCAGAGGAAUAUUCUGACAUAUCAGAAAUGAGGUCUUUAUCAGAACUACUAGGCCCUUAUGGGAUGAAGUUCCUGAGCGAAAGCCUUAUGUGGCAUAUUUCAUCACAAGUUGCUGAACUUAAGAAACUUGUGGUAGAGAAUGUUGAUGUGCUAACACAGAUGAGGACCAGCUUUGACAAACCAGACCAGAUGGCUGCACUCUUUAAAAGAUUAUCAUCUGUUGACAGUGUCUUGAAGAGGAUGACAAUAAUUGGUGUGAUUUUAUCCUUCCGAUCAUUGGCACAAGAAGCACUCAGAGAUGUCUUAUCCUACCACAUUCCUUUUCUUGUAAGUUCAAUUGAAGAUUUUAAGGAUCACAUUCCAAGGGAAACUGAUAUGAAGGUUGCAAUGAAUGUGUAUGAGUUAUCAUCAGCUGCUGGGUUACCUUGUGAAAUUGAUCCUGCCCUGGUGGUAGCACUUUCCUCACAAAAAUCAGAAAACAUUAGUCCAGAAGAAGAAUAUAAAAUUGCCUGCCUUCUCAUGGUCUUUGUAGCAGUUUCAUUGCCAACGUUAGCCAGUAAUGUGAUGUCUCAGUACAGCCCUGCUAUAGAAGGACACUGCAACAAUAUACAUUGCUUGGCCAAAGCCAUCAACCAGAUCGCAGCAGCUUUGUUUACAAUUCACAAAGGAAGCAUUGAAGACCGUCUUAAAGAAUUUUUGGCCCUUGCCUCCUCAAGUCUACUGAAAAUUGGCCAAGAAACAGAUAAAACUACAACAAGAAAUAGAGAAUCUGUUUAUUUACUGCUAGACAUGAUUGUACAGGAAUCCCCAUUCUUGACAAUGGAUCUUUUGGAAUCUUGUUUUCCUUAUGUCUUGCUGAGAAAUGCAUACCAUGCUGUCUACAAACAAAGUGUUACAUCUUCUGCAUAAAAUACCUACUUAUUGAAGACAAGCACGCAUUUCUGUUGCCUCGGUUUAUCUGUAAACUGUGGAACUAUUUUACCUUAAGGCCUGAAAAACAGUUUUGUGGAUUAUAAAUUUCUUUCAUGGUGUAUUUUCUGAUUUUUGAUUUCUUAAUAUGGUUGUACUACAAUAUACUUGGUUGAUUUAGGUUGCACAUUCUCUGAAUUCACUGAAAUCAUUCCUAUAAUUUUAGAGUAUCAUUUGUUUGAAAAACCUACAUUAUCUACAUGUUUUUUGAUAUUUGAUAAUGAAAAACAUACCCUUUGCUUGUUUAUUUCUGAAAAAGAAUUGUAUUUAGUGAUUAUUUUAGAUAGUGAUACUAGAGCAUUCAUCUGUGUGUAAAUUAUUUCAUAUAGGAAAGAGUUCUGAUCUGUACUUAUGGUUCUUAUUGAAAACAAAAUUGGAUGUGCAUUUCUGUGAUGUUAUGAAUACAUUUCUAUUUUAUUUUGAAACAUUUGCCAAACUAAAUACUGUAACACUGUAUAACAUUAAAAAUGUUAAAGGACUGCUUAGCAUUAGAAGCAGAUCGUGUCCCAAAAUUCUAAAACAGCAGCAUAUGCUGUUGUUUGUAUAAAGCCUAGUGAUAAUUUUUAGACUAACUUCCAUGGUGCCCUGUUGGCAUUAGCACUACCAUUAUACCCUGCUGUAUAAUAAACAAUCUUAGACAUUUAUCAACUGUUGAUACAGAUGUUAGUCCCUAACCACUUUUUAUAUGUUUUAAAUUUUUGAAAUUCAAGUGUACCUGCCAUAACAUAAAAUAAACACUAGACUGUAUCA
Lepus europaeus (European hare) is the source of this 4294-nucleotide messenger RNA. It is a transcript of the gene NCKAP1, whose product is annotated as NCK associated protein 1. The coding region runs from base 98 to 3484 and encodes 1128 amino acids. The record is from RefSeq and is a predicted model, not a curated record. Lineage: Eukaryota; Metazoa; Chordata; Mammalia; Lagomorpha; Leporidae. Gene Ontology annotation, cellular component: SCAR complex. Gene Ontology annotation, biological process: neuron projection morphogenesis; cell migration; cell projection assembly. The transcript is spliced from 31 exons.